AUGAAGUGUAUUUUUGGUGUUUCUUUGAUUGUGGCGUUGGCUUUGGGAAGUGUCGAAGCAGAGAAAUAUCCACGUUCGAAAUGUGCUGGUUAGUUGAACCCUUGAUUCGAGCUAAAUAAAAUACCUAAAUUAGGCAUUGAUUUAGGCCUAAUUUGUUAUUGUUUCAAUACUUUCCCCAUAUUUCCAGAAUACAAUAUCAACGAAAUUUUAAAACUCCGUCAUCAAGUCCGCCAUCUCGAAACGUUCAACAACGAAAAAAACAACAACGAUCGACAGCUUUCCAUGACAAUCCUCAACCUCAAACGCGAAUCUCUUCUCAAGAUCGAAAAGCGAAGCUUGAUUCAAAACGUGAUCUUGAAAAAAAUCAAUAAAAUCAAGAAAGAAUUCGAAAGACUUCGCAAACAAACCAAAGAUGGGAAAAACAAUGCGGAAACUCUCAAAUCUUUGAUCAUUCUCAAAGGAAAAAAAGUCGAACAAAUUGCUGCUGAAAGAGGACAGGAUUGUAUUGCUAACUUAUUGCUGAAUCUCAAUGUUAAUGUAUCAGUUGCUCCACCAACAACAACAACAUCUACAACAACAACAACACCAGCAACAACUACAACAUCUACAACAACCACAACAACCACAACGGCGCCGCCACCAACCACUCCAACAACUGAACCUACUGAAGAGACCACACCAAUCUCUCCAUCAACCGAAUAUCCUGAAGAGACCACACCAAAUUCAGGAACUAGUUCUAGCCCAAGCCCCCAUUCGAUCACCAUAAUUCAAGGUUUAUCUAUCGAAUGUAUUGUUAAUGGAAUACCCUCGAACAUCAGCGGAACAGUCGGUAAGUUGUUGUUUUGUUGUGAAAUUGAGACGCAGAAAUAUUUGCAGAUCUUUCGACUUCAUGCCACUGCGGAAAACUCACAAUCAACUUCCGCACCAAUAUUGAUAAAUUCACAUUACAUGGUCCUGCGUCAUUUGGAUCUUUGUUGGAAAAUGGAAUUGUUUCGAGACAAGCAAGUAAUAUUAACGAGUUGAGAACUAUCACAUUGCCUUUCUUUUUCACCGACGCAGAAACAGUUCAUUUGAAAUUGAACGAUAAAGAUAUCAAGAUUUCUCACGAUGAUAUAAACAAAGAUCUUUGA
This is a messenger RNA of Caenorhabditis angaria, 1130 nucleotides long. Lineage: Eukaryota; Metazoa; Nematoda; Chromadorea; Rhabditida; Rhabditidae. The record is from the annotation of a GenBank genome assembly.